This is a messenger RNA of Rhipicephalus sanguineus (brown dog tick), 683 nucleotides long. Its product is annotated as endothelin-converting enzyme-like 1. Gene Ontology annotation, biological process: protein processing. Gene Ontology annotation, cellular component: plasma membrane. The annotation marks the transcript as partial. The transcript has 7 exons. NCBI's taxonomy places the organism in Eukaryota, Metazoa, Arthropoda, Arachnida, Ixodida, Ixodidae. Gene Ontology annotation, molecular function: metalloendopeptidase activity. The record is from RefSeq and is a predicted model, not a curated record.
ACGGAAUACCAGGACACCUACGUCAUUCUCGUCGUCAAGCUGAUGGUUUCCGAAGCCGAGCGGGAGUGGCAAAAGCUCACCUGGAAUCGACCGGAGUUCACCAACGACGUGCCAUAUUCUUCCCUGGAAGUGUCAUACGAUCCAAUAUACAACACAGUGGCCUCACUCAAGGCGCCCUGCAUGCGCGAAUUUCCAGGUCGCUGCUUCGACCAGAACGGCACCUACAUGUGCUGGUGGGACUCGUCCACGAUACGGAACUACAGCCACACGGUCGAAGGAUGCUACAACAGCCUCUUCAAACCCGUCAACAAGACGGAAAUCAACACGUUCCGAAAGGAAGUGGUCACGAGCAUGGCAGCCGUCGGCCUCGCCUACAAGGGGUUCCGUCUGUUCAUGCGGAAAUUCGAGGAAGAAUUCGAGCACAGCAGCUUGCAGAACCUGGACCUCACGCAGAACCAGCUCUUCUUCAUAUCCUUCGCAAUGACAUGGUGUGAAAGUGUGCCCACGCAACUGCGAGACAUCGUCAAUCUUGUGACGUCACAGCCGGAUCCACAAUACAGGGUGGAAAUAGCGCUCGCUCACUUUGACAAGUUCGGGAAGUACUUCGCGUGCAACGACAACCUCGCCAUGUACCAAGACAAGAAAUGCAGCAUCAUUUAAUUCGUACACAUUUUCUACAACGC